UUGGGGGGACUCUCCCUCCCUCUCAGUUCGCUUCUCACUGCCCAGCUCAGCUCUAAGAUGGCAGAUGAUCAACACUGUGUUGUGGAGCAAGGCGCUGGGGAUUCAACAAGCGAAGAUGCAGUUGAUGCUAAGCCAGACCGGUCGUCCUUUGUCCCAUCACUCUUCAGUAUGAAGAAGAAAAAUGGCUCAGGGAGACCAAUCAAGACCACCCGGGACCGAGUGCCUACGUAUCAAUAUAACAUGAAUUUUGAGAAGGUGGGCAAAUGCAUCAUCAUAAACAACAAGAACUUCGACAUAGUGACAAGAAUGGGCACGCGAAAUGGGACAGACAAAGACGCUGAGGCCCUUUUCAAGUGCUUCCGAAACCUGGGUUUCGAUGUGGUCAUCUAUAAUGACUGCUCUUGUACCAAGAUGAAAAAUCUGCUGAAACAAGCUUCUGAAGAGGACCACAGAAAUUCAGCCUGCUUCGCCUGUAUCUUAUUAAGCCACGGAGAAGAAAAUUUCAUUUAUGGAACAGAUGGCAUGACACCAAUAAAGGACUUGACAGGCCUUUUUAGGGGGGAUAGAUGUAAAACCCUUUUAGAGAAACCUAAACUCUUCUUCAUUCAGGCUUGUCGGGGGACAGAGCUUGAUGACGGGAUCCAGGCCGACUCGGGGCCUAUCAAUGACACGGAUGCUAAUCCUCGAUAUAAGGUCCCAGUUGAAGCCGACUUUCUCUUCGCCUAUUCCACAGUUCCAGGCUAUUACUCGUGGAGGAACCCAGGAAGUGGCUCCUGGUUUGUGCAGGCCCUCUGCUCCAUCCUGAACGAGCAUGGGAAGAGCCUGGAGAUCAUGCAGAUCCUCACCAGGGUGAACAACAUGGUGGCCAGGCACUUUGAGUCUCAGUCCGAUGACCCGCACUUCCACCAGAAGAAGCAGAUCCCCUGUGUCGUCUCCAUGCUCACCAAGGAGCUCUACUUCUCAAAAUAACCAUUCCAGGGGUGCAUUCUAGCUGAGAAGCUCCAGAUCAUUUGUUGAUGAAUCAGAUUGU
Ceratotherium simum simum (southern white rhinoceros) is the source of this 1030-nucleotide messenger RNA. The record is from RefSeq and is a predicted model, not a curated record. Lineage: Eukaryota; Metazoa; Chordata; Mammalia; Perissodactyla; Rhinocerotidae.